Messenger RNA from Folsomia candida, 747 nucleotides. RefSeq lists its product as uncharacterized. Bases 1 to 747 code for a protein of 248 amino acids. Lineage: Eukaryota; Metazoa; Arthropoda; Collembola; Entomobryomorpha; Isotomidae. The transcript has 3 exons. The record is from RefSeq and is a predicted model, not a curated record. Gene Ontology annotation, cellular component: transcription regulator complex; nucleus. Gene Ontology annotation, biological process: regulation of transcription by RNA polymerase II. Gene Ontology annotation, molecular function: DNA binding.
AUGUCGAGUGUUAGUGAGAUUGAGGGAGAAAGUGUGGAUAUGGGAGGGGAUGAAAAUAAAGUAAUGGGGGAGGAGAUACCGGACGCCCGUGAGAAUAGUUGGAGUAACGAAGAUGUCGAGUUACUUGUAGAGACAGUGCGCUCAAACCCAAUUUUGUACGAUGUUAAGUCAAAGGAUAACAAGAACACUGGGAGGAAAGAACUCGUUUGGUUGAACGUCUCCAACGCUGUAGGGAAGGAUGUUUCUGAGUGCAAGAAAAAGUGGAAAUAUUUGCGAGAUAAUUUUAAUAAAGUCAUUAAAAAGAGAAAGGGAAAAUCGGGAAAGUCCGGAAAGAAAGAAAAACAGUGGGAGUUUUUAGAAAUGCUCAACUUUCUAAAGCCGUUCGUUAUUGCAAAUACCGAAUGUUCUGGUAAUUUGGAAAAGACUCCGGCGCCGGAGGACACUACCGAUAGACAUGACAAUUCUUGUGGCGCAGAUGCAGACAAGGAUGACUGCAGCAAAGCCGAGACCUCACCAAAGAAAAUAAAAAUGUCAGAAAAAGUUGAUGCGGCUUUAUUGGGAUAUUUAGAAAAGCAGGUUGUGAAAGAUUCGAACCACCAUUUUUGCAUGGCUCUAGCGGAUGAUCUAAGAAAGAUGACACCAGCUCAGGCAUCCUUCGCAAAAAUCAAGAUUCAACAAGUGAUGUACGAGGUUGAAUUUCCACAUAAUGCAACACCGGCGCCGGGACGACCUGAUUUUAUUGAUUAA